This is a messenger RNA of Pisolithus orientalis, 1684 nucleotides long. RefSeq names its product triose-phosphate transporter family-domain-containing protein. Gene Ontology annotation, cellular component: Golgi apparatus; endoplasmic reticulum. The transcript is spliced from 2 exons. The record is from RefSeq and is a predicted model, not a curated record. Lineage: Eukaryota; Fungi; Basidiomycota; Agaricomycetes; Boletales; Pisolithaceae. Gene Ontology annotation, biological process: phosphoenolpyruvate transmembrane import into Golgi lumen. Gene Ontology annotation, molecular function: phosphoenolpyruvate transmembrane transporter activity; antiporter activity. Bases 30 to 1622 code for a protein of 530 amino acids.
AAAUACAAAAAGCCAAGGACAAGCCAAGGAUGCAGCAGGAUGGCUUGUUGGGUCGUGCGCGGGGCGAAUACAACUAUGCGCACUUGGAUAUCAGAGACGCUUGGCGACACGAUCCCCCAGAUAAAUCGUGGCAGGGCUCAAGCACACUCGCGAUCCUCACGAACAUCAAGAAAUAUGUCCUACGUCGCACCCCUGCUGCUUCUCAGAGCUUCCAAUUUCUGCCAUCGUUUAACCGGCGCACCCGUGGAGCCCUCAGAGUCCACACAGAGUCGACACCGUUUGAGACGGCUCGCUUUGUUUUUCUGUGCGUCAUCUGGUAUACAACCUCUGCCCUCUCUUCCAACACGGGAAAGGCCAUCCUCAUCCAAUUCCGCUAUCCUGUUUCGUUGACCAUCAUUCAGUUUGCCUUCGUGGCCGCCUACUGCCUCAUGUUCAUGUCACCCCUAAUACAGUUCUCCCGACUACGGUACCCAACUCGCAGUAUUUUGAUGACUACCCUACCAAUGGGCGCAUUCCAGGUCGGUGGCCACAUGUUCUCUAGCAUGGCAAUCUCCAGAAUACCUGUCAGCACUGUCCAUACCAUUAAGGCAUUGUCGCCUCUCUUCACAGUUGGAGCGUAUGCCAUGCUCUUUGGAGUCAAGUACUCUAUAAAGACAUACAUAUCUCUCCUCCCGCUCAUAGUUGGUGUGAUGCUGGCAUUCACCUUUGACGUCUCGGCCUCCAGUCCUACUGGUCUGUUUUGUGCCUUUGGGUCUGCUCUCGUCUUCGUCAGCCAAAAUAUUUUUUUCAAGAAGGUCAUGCCAUCUGGAUCUCAAACGACUCCUGAUAAGCUCGACAAACUUAAUCUGCUACUUUACUCCUCGAGUAUGGCAUUCAUUUUGAUGGUCCCCAUUUGGAGCUUCACCGACCUUCCACGCCUUCUCAGCACACAGUAUAACUCGCAUCCUAACCCAUUCUCGUUCUCACUCGUCUGUCACUUCGUCAUGAAUGGCUCAGUGAACUUCGCACAGAAUAUCACAGCUUUCGUGAUCCUAUCUUCCACCUCCCCGGUUACCUACUCCAUCGCCUCCCUCAUCAAACGAGUAUGGGUCAUUUGUAUGGCUAUCGUUUGGUUCAACCAAAGUAUCCAUCCGAUCCAAGGUUUUGGCAUUGCUUUGACGUUUGUUGGACUCUGGAUGUACAAUGCAUCUAAGAGCGACGUGGAGAAGGGAGAGAAGACGAUGAGGAGGGUAGAAGCCAUACGCAACAUGGUGUUGCCGUCAACUCGCGCAGACGAGAAGCUACUGAAUGGGAGUGUGCCAUCGUCUCCGAGGUUGAGAGUAGCAGAAACGAAUUCUUCCACAGUUGCAACUGGUCUUGCCAGAGUCCAGUAUACUGCUGGAGUUCCACAGGAUGGUUACUCACAGUCGCGGGGGCUGCAUAUCGACAUAUCUUCACCUGACUUGUUUCCCGCAUUUUCGAAGCGCACCACAGUUAUCUCUCCUACAGGACCAUAUCCAUCUCCUCCUCUUUCAGUAGACUCACCCUCAGUUCAACUGGAGACAUUUGACUAUAAUAGCUCGCCCUCUCACCUGGUCAAUCUCCCGUAUUCUUCUAUGCGGGUAGAACAAGUUUCUGCGUAGAAUGUGUAUUUAUUCAACGUGAUUUACUUUUAUUAGUCCCACGAUAGACUCGGAUUCGUUAC